Molecule: messenger RNA, 1017 nt
Organism: Brassica oleracea var. oleracea
Lineage: Eukaryota; Viridiplantae; Streptophyta; Magnoliopsida; Brassicales; Brassicaceae
Product: chlorophyll a-b binding protein 1, chloroplastic
Exons: 1
Coding region: 82-885 (267 amino acids)
Biological process (GO): response to light stimulus; photosynthesis, light harvesting in photosystem I
Cellular component (GO): plastoglobule; chloroplast thylakoid membrane; chloroplast envelope
Source: RefSeq, a predicted model, not a curated record
CUCAUCUAACCCAAACCACCCAUCUCUUGGCUCAUAAACAACAACCAAUAAACGUUUUAUUUCGCUCAGCACUCAACCGCAAUGGCCGCCUCAACAAUGGCUCUCUCCUCCCCUGCCUUCGCCGGAAAGGCCGUCAAGCUUUCCCCAGCAGCAUCAGAAGUCCUUGGAAGCGGCCGUGUGACAAUGAGGAAGACCGUAGCCAAGCCAAAGGGCCCAUCAGGCAGCCCAUGGUACGGAUCCGAGAGAGUCAAGUACUUGGGCCCAUUCUCCGGCGAGCCACCGAGCUACCUUACCGGAGAGUUCCCAGGAGACUACGGAUGGGACACCGCAGGUCUCUCAGCCGAUCCCGAGACGUUCGCGAGGAACCGUGAGCUAGAAGUUAUCCACUGCAGGUGGGCCAUGCUCGGAGCCCUAGGCUGCGUCUUCCCGGAGCUGUUGGCCAGGAACGGAGUCAAGUUCGGAGAGGCGGUUUGGUUCAAGGCCGGUUCGCAGAUCUUCAGCGAAGGAGGACUUGAUUACUUGGGAAACCCUAGCUUGGUUCACGCUCAGAGCAUCUUGGCUAUUUGGGCUACUCAAGUGAUCUUGAUGGGAGCCGUUGAAGGUUACAGAGUCGCAGGAGAUGGGCCGUUGGGAGAGGCCGAGGACUUGCUUUACCCAGGUGGCAGCUUUGACCCGUUGGGUUUGGCUACUGACCCAGAGGCCUUCGCGGAGUUGAAGGUGAAGGAGAUCAAGAACGGAAGAUUGGCUAUGUUCUCUAUGUUUGGAUUCUUUGUUCAAGCUAUUGUCACUGGUAAGGGACCUUUGGAGAAUCUUGCUGACCAUUUGGCUGAUCCAGUUAACAACAAUGCAUGGGCCUUUGCUACCAACUUCGUUCCCGGAAAGUGAGCGAUGUUUUUAUCUGUAAUUUGCUUCAGUAUUUGCUUCUUGUGAGUGUAAGAGGAGAAAGAGAUGUUGUUUAGAUGUAAAAUUUGCAAGUAUUUGUAUGAUUUACCAUUAAUCCAAUAACUCUUUGUCUUA